Molecule: messenger RNA, 1986 nt
Organism: Morus notabilis
Lineage: Eukaryota; Viridiplantae; Streptophyta; Magnoliopsida; Rosales; Moraceae
Product: serine hydroxymethyltransferase 3, chloroplastic
Exons: 12
Coding region: 160-1713 (517 amino acids)
Biological process (GO): tetrahydrofolate interconversion; folic acid metabolic process; L-serine catabolic process
Cellular component (GO): cytoplasm
Molecular function (GO): zinc ion binding; serine binding; glycine hydroxymethyltransferase activity
Source: RefSeq, a predicted model, not a curated record
UGGAACAAAUAAAAAAACACCGAAGGCGCCUUUUCGCCUCUCUUCCGCUCUCAUUCGUCGGCCUCUCUCUCUCCAUCCCGUGGUUGCCAUCGUCAUUCCUCUGAGUUAAUUCUUCAUUUUUGGUUUUGGGUUCUCUCUCUUUACUGCGUUGCUGCCAAUAUGCAAGCUUGCGGUGGAGCUUCUGCUGCAGUGACGACGGGCACACUCCAACAGCCCCUUUGGAACAAGAAAACAACGCCCUUCCCCUACAACAACUUCCAAAUCAAAACUGCCUCUUUCAAACCCAUCAAAGCCUCUCAUGUCGAAGCCACCUUGGUCACCGGCCGACCACCCUCUUCCGUCUCCAUUAACGGAUUUGUGGACUACGGAUUAAGCGAGGCUGAUCCUGAGGUGCGUGCGAUUGUUGAUAAGGAGAAGCAACGUCAGUUCAGAAGCCUUGAGCUUAUUGCUUCCGAGAACUUUACUUAUCGUGCGGUUAUGGAGACUGUUGGUUCCUGCCUCACUAACAAGUAUUCCGAAGGCUUGCCUGGUAAGAGGUACUAUGGAGGCAAUGAGUACAUUGAUGAGCUUGAGAUUCUGUGCCAAAAGAGGGCCUUAGAUGCUUUUCACUUGGAUACAAAGAAAUGGGGCGUUAAUGUUCAGCCCUUGUCCGGUUCUCCCGCUAAUUUUGAGGCUUACACUGCAAUUCUCAAUCCGCAUGACCGAAUAAUGGGUUUGGACUUGCCUCAUGGAGGACACUUGUCACAUGGAUUCAUGACGCCUAAAAGACGAGUUUCGGGUACAUCAAUUUAUUUCGAGUCCAUGCCUUAUCGACUUGACGAAUCUACAGGCCUCAUUGAUUAUGAUAUGCUUGAGAAAACUGCUAAUCUCUUUCGACCAAAACUCAUUAUUGCUGGUGCUAGUGCUUAUCCUCGCGAUUUUGACUAUCCUCGGAUGAGGAAGAUUGCCGAUGCUGUUGGUGCUUUCUUAAUGAUGGAUAUGGCUCACAUUAGUGGCCUUGUAGCAGCUUCUGUGGUUGCAGAUCCUUUUGAAUAUUGCGAUAUCGUGACAACAACAACACACAAGUCUUUAAGGGGGCCAAGAGGUGGAAUGAUUUUCUUCAGAAAAGACCCCAUUCUCGGUGUUGACUUAGAAUCUGCCAUUAACAAUGCUGUAUUUCCUGGCCUUCAGGGAGGUCCUCAUAAUCACACUAUUGGGGGACUUGCGGUUUGCCUGAAGUAUGCACAAUCACCUGAAUUUAAAGAUUACCAGAAUAAGGUGGUCUCUAAUUGUAGAGCUCUUGCCAGUCGGUUGAUGGAACUGGGCUACAAACUAGUUUCUGGUGGAAGUGAUAACCACUUGGUUCUUGUCGAUCUGAGGCCUUUGGGUAUAGACGGAGCUCGGGUGGAGAAAAUUCUUGACAUGGCCUCUAUCACCCUCAACAAGAAUUCAGUACCCGGCGAUAAGAGCGCCCUGGUACCAGGCGGUAUUCGCAUUGGGUCACCUGCAAUGACAACCAGAGGAUUCACAGAGAAAGAGUUCGUGACAAUCGCUGAUUUCAUUCAUGAGGGUGUUGGAAUCACCCUUGAUGCCAAACAAUCAGUUUCGGGUUCAAAGCUCCAAGACUUCAUGAAGUUUGUAACUUCACUUGAUUUUCCUUUAGCAGACCGAGUUUUGGAUCUGAGGACCAGAGUCGAAGCUCUUACAACCCAGUUCCCGUUGCCUGGAGUCUAAGGCGCUUCUUUUGCAAUCACAAAGCUUUCUAAUGAAGGGAAUAUAGUUAAAUAAGUUAUAGCUUAGUCGUAGAUGUGAGUUACAAGAUUUACCACAGAUUUUGGGUCCUGCAAUACGAAUGAUGAUGGAUCCCAUACUGAGUACCCUUUUGGUUUAUUCUAAGAUAUUGAUUCACCGUGGAUGAGGAAUGUAUGAAGUAUACCAAGUUUUUGUCUAUGUAUGGACAGUUUCGAUGUUGUUGUUGUUUAAUGAAAAUUUUUGGAAGUGACUGAU